Messenger RNA from Guillardia theta CCMP2712, 2070 nucleotides. RefSeq lists its product as hypothetical. Gene Ontology annotation, molecular function: calcium ion binding. NCBI's taxonomy places the organism in Eukaryota, Cryptophyceae, Pyrenomonadales, Geminigeraceae. The record is from RefSeq and is a predicted model, not a curated record. Bases 1 to 2070 code for a protein of 689 amino acids. The transcript is spliced from 8 exons.
AUGCUUCAGGAUGACAACUCUGCGAAGCCCUCUGACAGGAUCAGAGAAAGAAAUUCUUCGAAGAACCCUGACAUUUGGAUGGACAGCAAUCUAUGGAUGCGAGGAAAGGCGAAACUUGAUGUGCACGAUUCAGUGUUCCUUGAAAAUUCCCUUCGCUUUCCUCACAAGUCGAAAACGAUUGAAAAUUCUGUUCGCGCUCUUGGCCGUAUAUCAAGACAUCCAAAUCCAAAGAUUCGAUCCGCGGCACUCUUAGGGACUGCAGAUAUGAAACUAGACAGGAAGAACUUUGGGAAUUCAGUUUGUCUCUCGUACAUCAUGCCAAGACUGAACGAUGAAGACGACCUUGUCAAGAUCGCGGCUCUCAAAGCUCUGGAAAGAAUUGGAGACCCUAACACAAAUCAACUGUUCAUGGAAUUGAAGAUCGUAGUAUUGAAAUCGUCAAAUUUACCAAAGAAAGACAAGUUUGGCUCUUGUGAUGCAUAUUGCAGAAUACUGCUACGUAGUGGAGAUAAGGAGAAUGAAUUGGGAAGAACACCAAUCGUUUGGCGAAACUUGAAUCCAAAAUGGAACAUGAGCCUCCAUCAUGAAGUUAAAGACCGUUCUCAAGAUGUGCUUGUCUUCUCGUUGUGGGAUGAGGAUGGCGAAGUGGAUGACUUUGUUGGCGAGUGCUUGCUUCCCUUGAAGUCCAUUCCGUUGGAUGAACAUGAUUUUCAUCCUGCCAUGCAUCCUUUCCGCUUGACGCUGCAUGAGGACAAUGAGGUGGUCAAGGGAUUCAACAGCGUCAGUCAAAAGAACGAUGGGAAGGUUUCGAAACUGUCCGUGGAAGUGGGAUACUCUGAAUUCUUCAAUUCAAGCAUUGUCAAGAUGAAGAUCAUAGACCUGCUACAGUAUGGGAGCCAUCAAGUGAAGUUGGCUGCACUCUCAACGUGUUAUUCUUAUUGGACAGAGGGAGAAGAAAAACUUCUCCGCGUUUUAGCAGAUUUGAUCGAAGAUGAAAGUGAUGAAAUCAGAUUUGCAAGCAUGAAAUUGUUUAUUGAACUGAGCAAAUAUGAUGAUGAAAUGGCUAUCGAAACGAUUUGCAAGAAAUUGACCAGCGACAAUCAGAAAUGCAGGCAUCUUGCACUACACAUAUUGUCGAAUAUCGUGACGCAAGGAUCAGCAACAGCUGUGAAUAUUGUUCUCUCUUUGCUUCGAGAGACUUCGAUGCAGAAGAGGGACCUUGUCUUUGAUGCCAUGACACUGAUAGCAGACCAUUCACUAAUACAGACUCUGAUUGCUCGUGGAAAGGAUGAGUCUGACGUCUCUAGAGCAGACUGCUUGUCUAUGCUUGCUAUAAUCUUGACCAAAGACGACCACUGGUUGCUUGCGGGUAACGCAAAUCCCUUAAGAGACACUUCUGAUCAUCUGGCAGACUUGACAGACUUGAUGAAGGAUGAAGAUCCUGGCUGUCGACGAGCUGCUGUAGAAUGCAUUGCAAAGAUUGCUCUGCUGAACAAAGUUUGCUACCCUGAGGCAACAGCAGAAGCAAGGCGAAUGCUCGAGGAGAAGGAAGGAAUCGAAGCUCACUCAGGGGAUCCGAAUCCGAUCAUCCAAAGCACUAUCCGCAACUCUUUGCAGAAAAUCAGAGUGAAGACGGGUACCUACGUGGAUUAUCAACGAACAGAAGAGGGUCAGUUCUCACAACUCCUUCCUGCCAAGUUGGUGAAACUUUCCGCCUCUCGUGGGAUAGUCAGUGAAGAGGUGCUGGAGAUGCCGCAUGACACGAAGUUUCACAGCUCUCUUCCUUAUCGACCUCCCACUCCCCCUUGGGAUCCCAUUGCACAACAGAAGCAAAGGAUUCAAACGCUCAUCGUUAACAUGCAAAAUGAGCUUGCUGGGCUGGAGCUAGUCAUAAAAGAGUACAAGUCUAUGAAAAGUGAGGGAAGGCUAGGCUUGUCACAAGCAAUGGAAUAUGAGGAGAAACAAAAAGCGAUCGAGAACCUGAAAGAAAGUAUCUCUCGGUAUACCAAAAAUGCAUGCCAUGGUUGUGAAGUGCUGAAUACAAGAUGUCUAGGAAUCAAGAUGAGCUAG